UUAUGACCCAAAUUUCCCAAUAUAGAACAUAAUUUCUGGUCGCCGUAAAUUCCUUCCUUUUUCUCAACAGCGUAAGCUUGAACAAUGCGACUACCAAUUUCCCAGAAACCACCCUAUUUUCCAUGACCAACUUCCCCCAAAACCUCUCACCAAAGCGGCUUCUCAAGCUUCUCAAAUCAGAAACAAACCCUUACUCUGCAUUGGCUCUCUUCGACUCAGCAACUCACCAUCCGGGUUACACCCACUCACCCGACGUUUUCCACCACAUCCUCCGUAGACUGAUCGAUUACCGUCUCGUUUCCCACGUCACUAGGAUCGUUCAACUCAUUGAAAGCCAGAAAUGUAACUGCCCAGAAGAUGUUGCUUUGACGGUAAUCAAAGCUUAUGCUAAAAACUCAAUGCCUGAUAAAGCAUUAGAUUCCUUCCAAAGAAUGAAACAGGUUUUCGGGUGUGAACCUGGUAUUCGGUCUUACAACACUUUGCUCAACGCUUUUGUUGAGUCGCAUCGUUGGGAUGAAGCUGAGUCGUUUUUUAAGUAUUUUGAAACGGUGGGUAUGGAGCCGAAUUUGCAAACCUAUAAUAUUUUGAUUAAGGUUGCUUGUAAAAAGAAGCAGUUUAAGCACGCGAAGGAGAUAUUGGAUUGUAUGUGGAAAACGGGUUUUCAACCAAAUGUGCAAAGCUAUGGGAGUUUGAUUAGUGGGUUUGUUAAAGGUGGGAACUUGGUUGUUGCUAUGGAAGUGUUCGACGAAAUGUUUGAGAGAAAAGUGAUCCCUGAUGUUAUGUGUUAUAAUAUAUUAAUUGAUGGGUUUUUCAAAAAUAGAGAUUUUGUGAAGGCAAAUGAGGUUUGGGAGAGAUUGUUGGAAGAUUCUUCGGCUUAUCCGAAUUCGGUUACUUAUAAUGUUAUGAUUAAUGGUUUGUGCAAAUGUGGAAAGUUUGAUGAGUGUUUGAGUAUAUGGGAAAGGAUGAAAAAGAAUGAAAGAGAGAAGGAUUUGUUUACUUAUAGUAGUAUGAUUCAUGGCUUAUGUGAGGCAGGGAAUAUUGAUGGUGCUGAGAGAGUUUAUAAAGACAUGGUUGAAAAUGGUGUAAUGAUUGAUGUGGUUACUUAUAAUGCAAUGCUUAAUGGGUACUGUAAAGCUAGGAAAAUUAAAGACAGUUUUGAGUUGUGGAAAUUGAUGAAGAAAGAGGGUUGUAUAAAUGUUGUUAGUUUUAAUAUAUUCAUUAGAGGGUUGUUGGAGAAUGGGAAGGUAGAUGAAGCUCUUUCUCUAUGGGGGAACUUGCCUCAAAGAGGUUGCUGUGCUGAUGCUUCAACUUAUGGAGUUUUGAUUCAUGGAUUGUGUAGAAAUGGAUACUUAAGAAAAGCUUUGGAUAUAUUGCAAGAGGGUGAACUUGGGGAAGGUAAAGUGGAUAGCUUUGGAUAUUCUUCAAUGAUUGAUGGGUUAGGCAAACAAGGGAGACUAGAUGAAGUAGCUGGUUUAAUUUGUCAAAUGGUCAAGUGUGGUCAUAAACUGAAUCCUUAUGUUUAUAAUCCCUUGAUUCAGGCUUUUAUCCAAGCAUCCAGACUUGAUGAUGCAGUUCGAUUUUUCAAGGGAGUGGACUCAAUGGGUUGUUCUCCUUCUGUUGUUUCAUAUAAUAUUCUCAUUUCGGGUUUAUGUAAAGCAGAUAGAUUUCGAGAGGCGUAUUCAAUCUUGAAGGAAAUGCUAGAGAAAGGGUGGAAACCGGACAUGAUUACGUACAGCUCAUUGAUGAAAGGUCUUUUCCGAGGAAAGAAUGUUGAAAUGGCACUUGGGUUAUGGAACCAUGUGCUUGACAAAGCCUUAAAGCCUGAUGUAACUAUGCAUAAUAUCGUCAUUCAUGGUCUUUGCUCCGUUGGCAAAGUUGAGGAUGCUUUACAGCUCUAUUCAAAGAUGAGACAAAGGAACUGUGCUACUAACCUCGUAACCUAUAAUACUAUCAUGGAAGGGCUUUACAAAACUGGAGAAUACGAGAAGGCAUCGGAGAUCUGGACCCAAAUUUCAAGUGAUGGACUACAGCCAGAUAUUAUUUCUUAUAACAUUACUCUCAAGGGGCUUUGUUCUUGUGGUAAGAUAUUAGAUGCAAUUGGCUUUUUGGAUGAUGCUUUAGAGCGUGGAAUCCUCCCAACUGUCAUUACCUGGAACAUCCUAGUCAGGGCAGUGCUGACCACUGGCUUUAAGAUGGCUGUUUCGAUUUAGGAUUCACUUGCAGUUAAAUUCCCAUUUCUGGACUUUUGGCAGUUGAAACUAUGGUGCGCUCUUCACCAGAUCAAGAAUCCGGAGGACUAGUCUUUGAGUUGCGUACAUUAAAGAGAUCCUAAGUUCAUUUACAUGUUCCGGGAUCAAGAAUUGCUAUCAUUGUCAUUCGUAAGACUUAUUGGACGUACAUGAGAGGAUGGCUUUUACAAUGAAAAUUCUCUUGAAGUGAUUGGAGGUAUGGAUGCAUGAAUACCUAAGGCUAAAAAGUCAAGUUCCUAUACAUGGCUUUUUUUAGAGUUUAGACAUGACAUGAAACCACACUCACAUCUUGGGAUAUAUAUAUAUUUACAUUUAUUGUUAUAAGCAUCGGAUUUUGAAACUCGCAUUGGUAUUAGUGAUGGCAGCUAUGUCACUAAGAUCAAAUGUUGAUGAUGAUGCAAAAGAAACAUUGCUUGAUGUAUCAAACCCAAGUAUUAAGUUAUUACUUGGGGUUAUUCAAUCAUGCUACACCAUUUGUUAGAUUAGAUAUAAUAAGAAGAGCCUUUACUUGUUUUCAUCAUUCUUUUCUGUUUUUUCCUCUUCUGAUAACACUGUCUGUUCAUAGAUAAACUGGGAAAACAAAGCAACUAAAAUAGCUCCAAGAACUGCAACUUUUCGCCAAUCCGAUCCAGUGACCAACGAGUCCGCAAUCCCAAUGGCAAGCACCG
This is a messenger RNA of Gossypium arboreum, 2917 nucleotides long. Its product is annotated as pentatricopeptide repeat-containing protein At3g09060. The transcript has a single exon. The coding region runs from base 123 to 2210 and encodes 695 amino acids. Gene Ontology annotation, molecular function: protein binding. The record is from RefSeq and is a predicted model, not a curated record. NCBI's taxonomy places the organism in Eukaryota, Viridiplantae, Streptophyta, Magnoliopsida, Malvales, Malvaceae.